This is a messenger RNA of Beta vulgaris subsp. vulgaris (sugar beet), 2302 nucleotides long. RefSeq names its product 4,5-DOPA dioxygenase extradiol. Gene Ontology annotation, molecular function: ferrous iron binding; zinc ion binding; oxidoreductase activity, acting on single donors with incorporation of molecular oxygen. The record is from RefSeq and is a predicted model, not a curated record. The transcript has 6 exons. The coding region runs from base 1178 to 2020 and encodes 280 amino acids. NCBI's taxonomy places the organism in Eukaryota, Viridiplantae, Streptophyta, Magnoliopsida, Caryophyllales, Amaranthaceae.
CUAUGGCCCAAAAUCAGGAUAAAUGCACAACCAUAAAACCCCAUAAUUACAACCACGUGCAUAACGUUUCAAAUCCACAAAAAUAAAAAGAAAGAAGAUUUUAUGGGGUCCAUCAAACAACCAAUGGGUAUCUUACACGUACUCCAAUCACCAUGCUAAUGAACACUAAACGCGUUUUUUCUUGAACAUUUAUCCAAAAACAUUAUAAUAAUCAUGUUGUAAUUUAGCUUAUCUCACCAAACUUUCCUUUUUUUUUUUCUUUUAGUGCCCAAUUUAGAAGAUAGAGAGAAAAUUCUUCUCUUUUUUUCUACUCUGUAACUCAAAUCCAAAACCCCAUUUCACCCAGAAAUGGAAUUUCGUUAUAUUGAGAGGAUAGCAUAGCGAGUUUAUUUGCAUGGCACAGUCAGAUGGUUCAAGAAUCUUGUCUGCGGCAGUCAUAUGGUGCAUGGCCUAUGUUAUUGUUGCGGUUAUCAGCUCUCUGCGUGCCUUUGCUUUAAUCUGUUUCUGCAUCUCAAGUUGGUGAAGCAAUUUUGACACUAUUCAGAAUCACUUUCGACUUGGAGUUUACUGUGCUUGCAUUUGAAGCUUCAGAUGUGACAAGUGAGAUGUUUGAUGCGAAGGCAUAAAUGUACAUAGCUGUGUGUCGAAGAUUCAUAUGGAUUCGUCAUUAUAAUCAUAGGAAAGUAUAGGAUUAACACACCUCUUUUCUUUUUUUUUGACGGGACACAAUCGAAGACACUCGAGGAAGAGAAAGUGUGGAUAAUGAUAUAGGCUGCUGAAAAUAUGUUUAGGUAGAGUCUGACAGUGAGCUUCUAACUUGGGCAUUGUAAUGGUCUGGUACAUGCUGUAUGAUCAUCAUUUUUAUUGUGAUUCAAGCAGGAUUCAGUGAUUUGAUAUAAAUGAUCAGUACAAACAAGAAGUAUUAAUUUACAGAACAAUAUUUGACUUGAUAAUUAAUCCUACUAGCUUAAAUUAUAAUCCAUGCAUUCCGCCGGCAAAUGUGUAUGCAUAUAAUGCAAUAAAUUUCAACAGAUAUAACAUUUGGCGGCACCAUCAAUGGAUCCUGUUUACCAUUAAAAAAUGAUUAAAAUCUGAUCCUCUUUAAAACCAAAUUAAACAGUAACAAUCAAAGUAACAAAACCUAUUGAAAAGUUGUUUAUUAACUUAAAGUGGAAAAAUGGAUGGAGAGAAAAUGAUCAAAGAAACCUUCUUUAUAACUCAUGGAUGCCCGAAAUUGACAAUAGAAGAAACUCAUCCAUUGAACUCAUUCUUCCAAAAUUGGAGAGAAAAAGUGUAUUCCUUGAAGCCUAAAGCUAUACUAGUCAUUUCUGCUCAUUGGAUAACUGAUCAACCAGCUGUGAAUUCUGUUCAUCUCAAUGAUACCAUGUAUGAUUACGAAGGCGUUAGCUACCCUGCUCCUUUAUAUCAGGUGAAGUAUCCGGCUCCUGGGUCUCCAGAAUUGGCAAAAAAGGUACAAGAACUUCUCAUGACAUCCGGGUUUGAAUCUGUGAAGAUUGACAAAGAACGUGGGCUUGAUCAUGCAACUUGGGUACCUCUUAUGCUGAUGUAUCCUGAGGCUGACAUCCCUGUAUGUGGGCUCUCAAUUCAACCGCAUUUGGAUGGAACGUACCACUAUAACAUGGGACGAGCCUUGGCUCCUCUGAAAGACGAAGGUGUACUCAUCAUUGGUUCCGGAAGUGCAACACACCCUGCAUGGGAUUCGCCUCAAUAUUAUGAUGGAGUUGCUCCUUGGGCUGCAGAGUUUGAUGCUUGGCUUCAAACAACUCUAACAAAUGGAAGGUAUGAAGAUUUGAAUACAUAUGAAACGAAAGCACCAAACUGGAAAUUAGCACAUCCAAUGCCAGAGCAUUUUUAUCCGUUGCACGUCGCCAUGGGUGCUGCUGGUGAAAAUUGCAAGGGAGAGCGUGUUCAUAGUAGUUGGUACCGUGGUACCUUGACUAAUGGUAGAGUGUCUAAUGGUACUUUGAAACAUGCUUCCUACAAGUUCACUUCCACCUAAUUCUCACAAUCUCACCUUCUACACUUUAGUCCAUUGCCAAUUUGCCACUGUCCAAAAUGAUGGAUUUUGUAUUUGCUUCACUGCAAUUCCGUAAACUUCUACAAUAAGAAGAUAUCAACAUUAUAGUAUCUUUGCUCUAAACAUUGUUACAAAUGUUUUGAUGAUAGAUUGAUAGUGAUAAUGUGAUGUUUUAGAUGUUUAGCUCCAGUAAAUCACAAAAAAUGUGAUUUAAUAGACUUGUUCAGAGGUUUUUUUUUUUAAAUGCAUUAUGGGAGAAUAUUU